AUGAUGAGUCCAAAGGAAAAGAAAUUUGUGAGAUUUGAAGAUUGGAAGUCAGAAUCAUCAUCUUUUAAUAUUUCACAAUAUGAUUCUUCAAUGGAUGGAUUUGAGAAAAGAAAAUCCAAACCAAGUUUUAGUCCUGCAAAAAAUAAUGAACCGUCGAAAAAACCAGCUUCUAGGUUUACUGUUCUUGAUCCACAAGGUCCACUGCUUCAAAAAUGGAACAAGAUCUUUGUAAUAACAUGUGUCAUGGCAGUGUCGAUGGAUCCGCUGUUCUUUUACAUCCCUGUGAUUGAUGACAAGAGAAAAUGCCUUGACUUGAGUGGAACAUUGAAGAUUACUGCGAGUGUUCUUCGCACGUUUUUCGAUCUUUUCUAUAUUCUUCGUAUAGUAUUUCAGUUUCGAACCGGGUUUAUUGCUCCUUCUUCGCGCGUGUUUGGAAGGGGCGAGCCUGUUGAUGAUCCUUUGGCUAUAGCAGUGAGAUACUUAAGUUCUCAUUUCAUCAUUGAUAUUCUGUCAAUUCUUCCACUUCCUCAGAUGGUGAUUUUGGCUAUGAUUCAUAUUCCACAAUGCUCAGUUCCAUAUAUAGCAAAGGAUUGGUUGAAGUAUACAAUAAUAACACAAUACGCGCCGAGACUUUUGCGAAUCUAUCCGUUGUUCAAAGAAGUAACAAGCACUUCUGGUAUAUUGACUGAGACAGCAUGGGCUGGAGCUGCUUAUAAUCUUUUUCUUUAUAUGCUAGCAAGUCAUGUGGUUGGAGCUUUUUGGUAUUUGUUUUCGAUAGAAUCAGAGUUGCGGUGUUGGCGUAAACGAUUGAAGAGUACUGGAUUUCUUGAUGAUUCAUCCUACUUGAGCUGUGGACGGUUUAAUUCGGCUGUUUUUUCGCUUCUCAGCAACUCUACUACUUGUCCUUACAAAGAACCAGAUGAUAUCAUUGAUCCAACAGUUUUUGAUUUUGGAAUAUUUAUAGAUGGUCUAAAGUCUCGUGUCGUCGGUUCGACUACAGACUUUCAUCAUAAAUUCUUCUACUGCUUUUGGUGGGGUUUGCGCAAUUUAAGUUCUGUUGGGCAGAAUCUGAAGACAAGCACUUAUAUUGGGGAGAUAAUCUUUGCGAUCUUCAUCGCCGUCUUUGGAUUGGUUCUAUUCGCAUUGCUUAUUGGAAACAUGCAGAAAUAUCUACAAUCUACAACUGUUAGAGUUGAAGAGAUGAGAAUCAAAAGGAGGGAUGCAGAACAAUGGAUGUGCCACCGUAUGUUACCAGAGUUCAUGAAGCAAAGAAUUCGACGGUAUGAGCAAUACAAAUGGCAAGAAAAUCGAGGUGUCGAAGAGGAGACGUUGAUUCGCAACCUCCCUAAAGAUCUUAGAAGAGAUGUAAAGAGACAUCUUUGCUUAGAUUUACUUAAAAAAGUGCCAAUUUUUGGCAACAUGGAUAAACAGUUGCUAGAUGCAAUGUGUGAUAAACUCAAACCAGUCCUUUAUACCGAGAAAAGUUACGUUGUUUGCGAAGGUGAUCCGGUGGAUGAAAUGCUCUUCAUCAUGCGUGGAAAACUUGCGACCGCGACAACAAAUGGUGGAAGAACUGGUUUCUUUAACUCGUCCGAGCUUAAGGCUGGUGAUUUUUGUGGAGAGGAGCUUCUAACAUGGGCAUUGGAUCCUACCACUUCCUCAAACUUACCUAUUUCAACUAGUACUGUGGAAACUAUUUCAGAAGUUGAAGCUUUUGCUCUCAUGCAUGAUGACUUGAAGAUUGUUGCUUCUCAAUUUCGCCGUCUUAUUAACAGAAAACAACUUCAACACACUUUUAGGUUCUAUUCGUUGCAAUGGAGGACGUGGGGAGCGCGGUUCAUACAAGUAAUAUGGCGUCGAUACAGAGACAAAAGGGCUCAGAAAGCAUUGCGCGAAGCGGAAGAAAAACAACAUAAUGCUUCUGAAAAUGAGGAAGAGUGUUCACCAAGCUUUGUUUCCACUAUGUAUGUACAAAAGUUUGCAUCUAAUGCAUUAAGGCAUGUAAGAAGUGGCAAAACAGUGACACAGACACCGACACCGACAAAGAGAUUGCUACCACUCUUGCCUAAGAAACCAGCUGAGCCAAAUUUCAUUACUCAAAAGAACUAA
This is a messenger RNA of Lathyrus sativus (Indian pea), 2109 nucleotides long. Lineage: Eukaryota; Viridiplantae; Streptophyta; Magnoliopsida; Fabales; Fabaceae. The record is from the annotation of a GenBank genome assembly.